AUGUUUAUUGGGCUGCUGCACGGAUUCAACAAAACCUUCAAUGACGCUGAAGAUUUUUGUCAGACAUUUGAUGGACAUCUUGCAUCAAUUCACAGCAAUGAUGAGAAUCAGUAUAUUAAAGACUUAACAUACUCAAAGGAAUGCUUGACUUCGGUCAAUGGAUACAAUCAAGGAACAACUGUACUUGGUGGUCAACUAGCUGCAAACAACAAAACGGCAUUUUGGGUGGAUGAAACGGAAGCUGAUUAUACGGGAAUCACGUGUUAUCAUGGAGGAGAGCCGAACACUAUUUUGAUGAAUUCAUUCCCAGCUGAUUGUGGUAGAUGUCCGGAUGGGAUAUGCGCUGGUGAUUUGAAUCGCCUUCGCCCACUAAUUGCUAUUCUUUUCUAUCUAAUAUUUUGCGUGAUAUUCUCGGCAAAUCCUUCUCGAAUUAAAUGGAGGCCAGUGAUUGGUGGUUUUAUUCUACAAAUCUCUUUCGGACUUCUCGUUCUUCGUUGGCCAUCCGGUCAACGUGGUCUACACUUUAUUUCGAAUAAAAUUGUCGGAUUUCUCGACUUCACUACCGCGGGCACUAUUUUCAAUUUCAAUUUCAUAGCCUCACCACCAAAUAUUUGUGGAAUGGGUUAUGUUUUUUUCUUUACGAGUCUUCAAAUCGUUAUCUAUUUUGCUGUUUUCGUUUCGAUUCUCAAUUAUUUUCGUGUAAUCGAAUUUGUACUCUCAAGAAUUGCGGUGAUGAUGCAGUAUACAAUGGGAACAACAGCUGCCGAAAGUCUCAACGCAGUUGCAUGUAUUUUUGUUGGCCAGACCGAAGCUGCAAUUUUGAUCGGUCCAUCAUUGGGAACAAUGACUGAGAGUGAAAUUCAUUCUGUGAUGACUGCAGGAUUUGCAUGCAUUGCUGGUUCGCUCUUCUCAGCCUACAUUUCUUUUGGGGCACAACCAGCUUAUCUUUUAUCGGCCACUGUAAUGAACGCAACUGUUUCUUUGGGAAUCUCAAAAAUGGUUUAUCCGGAAAUGCAAAAGUCUCGUCAAAAAAAGGCGAAUUCUUUCAAAUUCGACACACAUAAAAAUAAAAGUCUUCCUCAAUUAAUGUACGAAGCAGCUUGUCAUGCGUCAAGACUCGUCAUUAACAUUGAUAACGCAAAUCUGAUUGUUUACAUUGCGCUUCUCGCCUUUCUCAAUGACGCCGUUGGUUAUUUCGGUGAUUUGGUUGGGAUCACAGAUCUUAGUUUUAAUAAGUUACUUGGAUAUCUUUUUUUCCCUUUCGCUUAUUUGAUGGGUGUUUCCGAUGUCGAAAAUCAUGAGAUACAAGUGGAAGAGAGUUUUCGAGUGGCUGAACUAAUGGGAAUCAAAACUUUUCUAAACGAGUUUAUUGCCUAUCAAAAACUCAAGGAAAUGGUUGUAGCGGGUAGUUUGAAAGGAGCAAGAGCUCAAAUGAUUGCCACAUAUGCUUUGUGUGGUUUUUCUAAUAUUUCGAUGAUUGGCAGUCAAUUGGGGAUUCUUGGAAGUUUAUGUCCGUGGAGAAAAGGGAUCUUUGCCAAGGUGGUGGUGAGAGCUCUUUUCAGCGGAUGUAUUUCAUGUUUCAUCACUGCUUCUAUUGCAGGAAAUGAAACGAUUAUUGAAACAGACGGUCUGCGAAAAGAGCCGAUUAUCACUCGACCAAUUGGGAAUCGGAUCACUGAAGGCAACUCUGAGGAACUACCAGAGUAUACCACCAAGAAGUACGACUCAUCAACCCGAACUCCAUCAACCGAUAACGAAGAAAUCAGCAUUGAAAGCUCAACAGGAGAAGAUUGGCAAAGCACAUCCUCUUUUUCAAAUUCAACAGCUUCCCCUUCUCAACUCACCACUACUGUGUCUUCUCUAAAAAAUCCUCUGAAAACUAUUCCUCCAUUUGUUAGUCAGAAGCAAGAGGUCAUUGAUAAAUGUAAUUCACUGGAGAUCGAUGCCAACUCGUGUCCAGUUUCCAUCGCAAAUGCUGACAACAGUGACUUCAACGAAACCGACGUUGUUGACGGUGGAUUUUCGGGUUUCAAGCCUCUUCACUACAAUGUAUCAUUGUUGGUUCGAAGUAUUCAAGAUCUUGAACUAAGUGGAUCUGUUCGUCUUCAUCUCGAAGCUAUCAAUCCAUCAAAUAAGAUUGUACUUCAUAUGGGCGAUGGCUUAAGAUUGGUCAACGAUAAAUCUCUGAAAGUGAUCUCUUGUUCAAAAGAAAAAGUGAUUUGCGUGACGAAUAUCCAUCAUGAUCAUCAGAAAAGUAUUUUGAGAGUCGUGUUGAGCGAAGAGGUUUCAUCUGGAGACAAUAUUCGCAUCGACAUCGAUCAAUUCUACUCAAAAAAUGCAAUCUCAUUGUUUAUGCAACGUCCAGGAUACACAAAGGCUCCAGAAAUGCUCGGUACACAGAUGCAAAUUGGCGGUGCUCGACGCAUUUUCCCCUCUAUCGAUCUUCCAACAUUUAAGAGUCCUUUCAUCCUUUGUGUCAGCCAUCCAUCAACUUUCAACGUUCGCUCAAAUAUGAAAAGGCAAAUCAACGAUGGAGACAGCAUGAAAACGUGUUUCGUCCAAACCCUGCCACUUGCCACUCAUCAAAUCGCAUUCGUCGUUUCUCAAAAUGCUUAUUCAAAAGUCUUCAACUCGAGCAGCUUUGAUUUCCCUCAAACUCCCGAUCUUGAAGUCCUUUUCUCACAGGCUGAGAAAAAUAUCAACAAACUUCUUGAAGCAAGAUGGCUUCCGGAUGAAGUGGCCAGAAUGAUCUCAACAAUGCGAGAAUGGACGGGUGUUGGAUAUCCCCUUGAUCGACUUACAAUUGCAUCAGCUCCUCUCAUCGGUCCACAUGGUACAGCCACCGGUGGUCUUGGGCUUAUUAUCCUUCCCGCAACUGCAAUCGAACACGAGAAACAUCUUCGAUCGCACACACAUUUAUUGAGAGCAGUGAUCGGUCAAUGGAUUGGUGGCAUUGUCGGACCUCGAAGCAAUCAUGAUCUCUGCCUUCAGGAAGCAUUGAUCGGAUAUUUGGAAGCCAAAGUGCAUGAAGAUAUCAAGAUUACUCCGAUUGUCAAUCGAACUCGAGUGAAGAGUCUUGCUGAAAUUGAAAAGAGCAAAAAUCUUGAAGCACGAAACACUCGAGCAUUGACUCCAGAACAGACAAUGCAUAUUUGUGGAGAGAAGGGAAUGACUCUUUUCUACAGUCUUGAUGAGACAUUUGGGCCAAAUACGGUACUUGGAAUGCUUAAGCUCGUUUUCGCUCAACACAGCUUUGAUUAUGCCAGUGCCAAUGACUAUGCGAAAGCUCUUGAGGCUCAAACUCGAUCGAGAACUGCUGGUGAAUUGUUGAAGAAAUGGUUUCGAUCUUCAUCGCCACCAAUUGUUCUUCUAAAAGUUCAAUCAAACGAGAUUAUGGUCACUCAACCCUCAUCGGAUUCCUGGGAAAUGCCAAUUGAAAUCGCUGGUUCAACUGGUGUUCAACUAAUCGAUAUCAAAGGAAAUGAGUCAAUUCCCUAUCAAUCAACAGAUUAUGUGAUUGCUGAUCCGAAAAGAAGAAGUGUCGCCUUUGUUGGAUAUGAUUUGGAAACAUAUUUGCGCUUGAUGAGAUGUUGGGAUGAUUCUCGGUGUCCGGCAAAUAAAGAUGAUCUCAAGGGACUUUUCAAAGAUUUUGGAGCACUUCUCCUCAACAAAUAUAUUAUGGACUCAAAUAAAGCAAAUGGAGGUCGAUGGAAGGAACUUUUCCAAUUUCUCGUCACUCAGAAACUUCUUCAAGGCGAUCAAGCUUGCUGUGCCACCUAUGCAGUCAAUCCUCAAGCACCCACAGAUGGACGAUGCUUCUUUGUGGUGAAAGAUGUGUGCUCGAAAGUGGAUCUUAUCGAAAAAGUUGCUCAUCAA
This is a messenger RNA of Mesorhabditis belari, 3876 nucleotides long. The record is from the annotation of a GenBank genome assembly. Lineage: Eukaryota; Metazoa; Nematoda; Chromadorea; Rhabditida; Rhabditidae.